GUGACGCCUACUGGUCGGAACCCACUGCACGGGGCGGUCCGGCUGCAUGAGAAAACAGCCACGAGACAGCACCCGCAUCACAACUUUCAUAUUUGGUUUUGCUGACCCACCAAACGCAUCAAAACGAGGAGUUAAACAAUGACCUCCGAAAUCGGUGCAGAUCUGGAGGCAGAACUUGGAGAAUUGCUCCAAGAAUUUCAAGACGUGGUGGAGGAGCUGCGGGAGUCUACUCAGGCUGCGCCGAACGUGUACCUGCAGCAUCUGGUGCAAGCGAAGAGACGCGCCGGCGUGAACGACGCAGUCAGCGACAGCGGGAUCGACUCGGACCAAAGUAGGGAACAGUCACCUGGAAGCAGCUUGAAUACCAGUGAGGAGGAGCUGAGCACUGCAGGCGUGAACGUGACUCAGAGAGCGAAACUGGGGGACACCAGUGAGCUUCAGAGUUUUAUUGACAAUCUGGACAAGGAACUUGCAGAAAUGUAAGCCCAGGGAAUCCAAUCAGGCCAGAGCGUGCUGCUCGCUGCCUGUCCACCACCGGCAGAGAGGAGGCCGCAAAUCCCCAUCGCCCAUUAAAAACAGUCCCAUCCCUCCCCCGCUUUGGGUGAAAGGUCAAAAGUAGCCAGUAAAGAAUAUGACACAAUCAAUCUCUUGGUCUCUGACUGAAAGGAGAGUCGGACAAGUUCCCCCGAGUCCUUGAGAAGGGGACUUGGCUGUGAGUGAAGCUGCGAAGUGACUAAAUCCUCUUCUAAUUAAAAUGUGUGUCUGAGCUGAUGAGGCCCUGAGUUUGCAUAGCACACAUCUCCAUCAGCAGACUCAUAAUUAGUGCGAAAAACCUGGCGUCCUGCCGAUUGUCGGAAAAUGGAAGGGCUUUUUAAUUAUGAUGUCUAAUAAAUAACUGAGUUGCAGUGGUUUUAUAUUUUAAAAAUCUGGGGUCAAAGAGGUGGGUCGAAACAAUAAAUACAAGUUUUACAGAAUUUGCUUUUGCGGAUAAAUCAAGACUGUAAAUGUAUUUUAGUGUGUUUUAUUACAUCAUUGGGGCCCUUUGUGAAAAAUGGUAUAAUUUUCCGUUAUACAGAAGUUGUAAAAUAUUGAAAAAGAAUAUUUUUUUUUGUAUCAGUAUGUACAGUGACUGACAAUGUUGAGCUGAUUGAUGCACAAUAUAUUUUUAUGGGAAUUUUAAAUAUGUAGUAUUAUAAUGACACUGAAUACCAUAUGGUGUCUUUUUUUAAAUUAAAUUACAUAAAUAAAAUAUUUACACCAUUAUUAUUUUUCAAUUAAAUUGUUUAAAAUGUGCCUAUUUUUUGAAUCCCUGCAUGUUUCUGGAAUGAUACUAUGGUAUAAACUUAGAUCCAUCUAUAUUAAUAAACUAACCAAUUCAUUUUCUUACUUUUAUUUCUGCAUUUUCUUAGGGGUGGCUGAUUAAACACCAUAUGAGAUAUAUA
Molecule: messenger RNA, 1442 nt
Organism: Brienomyrus brachyistius
Lineage: Eukaryota; Metazoa; Chordata; Actinopteri; Osteoglossiformes; Mormyridae
Product: regulator of cell cycle RGCC-like
Exons: 5
Coding region: 139-483 (114 amino acids)
Biological process (GO): regulation of cell cycle
Source: RefSeq, a predicted model, not a curated record